AUGGACGCCGCGCUCCCGGCGCAUACGGCGCACCGGCCACUGCUUGGGAAGAGCUCACGCGUAGGAUCGUGGCUAAUGCGAACGCAGCACAUUGAAAAUUUGCGGUCCUUGUCGCGCUCGCUCACACCUAAUUCUGUGAGUCGCGAUCGGUCCUCGCGACUGUCGGUUCCUGGAAUUUUACUUGGUGCAUUGGUGUGCAUUUUAGACUCCUCGUCCACUGGAUUGCUUGUGUUUCCGACGAAUGGCGAAAUAUUUGGGGGACUGCAGGCACAGAGCAUUGCCAUGUUUACAUGGUCUACCAUUAUCUGCCAGCUGGUGUUUGUGUUGGGUGGGAGCAACUUUUCGCAAUCGCAGGGCCUAAUGCUGAUCGAGGUGAUCCCCUUUUUGCAACAUAUAGCCAACAAACUUGCUACAAUAAUCACGGAAGAUCGCGAUACGUUGCUUGCGACCGUAUGCACAGCCUAUGCGCUUUCUUCGUUGGUUUUGGGCGGCUUCUUUCUUGUGCUUGGCUUCUUUGAGAUGGACCGCUGGAUUGCCUAUUUUCCCGAAACCGUGCUGGUUGGCGCACUUGGUGCCAUUGGUCUGUCCCUGUUUUUGUCAGGGUUUGAAGUGACGCAGCGUUCAACGUUUUCGUGGGACUUGAACUACAUUCGUGGCCUUUUUACCAACCUGGCCAUGCCCGUGACGGUCGUCGCAUUGGUCCUCACCGUUGUGCUCUGCAUAUGCGUACGCAUCAAGAAACAAAGCGGUACGCGCCCAAACUGGCAAAAUUCGCUGCGCAAGCGCAUCGUAUGGGACGUGUGUGCGCUGUUCAGCAACCCUUUCUUCACGCCCACUUUUUUUCUGCUGACCGGCAUCGUAUUUUGGAUCGCUGCGAUCGGGCGGGGCGUGUCUACAGAGAGCUUAAAAAAUCAUCACUGGGUGUUUGUGCAUGUCCCGCCCGAAGAGCCACUCUUGGAUAGGAUGCGGUUCUACGAGUUUUGGCAGCUGUUCAACUUCCGUCUUGUGCGCUGGGAUGCUAUCCGACAAUGCAUUGUUGAAAUCGUUGUCCUUGUCAUUAUCGGUGCCAUCAACUUGCCGAUUUACUACCCUGCACUUCGCGACCAGCUGCCAAAUGUGCCGCGCAACACCACGAUCCAGCGCGAACUGAUUGGACACGGCGUGACAAACCUACUUUCUGGACUCACUGGCUCAUUGCCCAACAUGAUCGUCAUGUCCAAUACCUUAUUUUUUGCGCGUGCAGGCGGAGACAGAUCCGAGUCGAUUGUUGUUCUUGCGGUCAUCGUUCUCUUCUUUGUCUUGUCCAAGCUUAUUCUCCCGUACAUCCCCGUUCUGUGCGCCGCAAUAAUGGUGUUUUUUAUCGGGAUCGAGCUCAUGGCGGAGGCGCUUGUCCCGACAUGGGCAACAAAGUCCGCGCUGGAAUAUCUUGUCAUUGCCGGCACUAUUGCGGCAUGUACCGCGCUAGGAUUUGCCCAGGGCGUUGGCGUGGGCAUUGCCGCAACAUUGGCCGCGCAUGGAUUUGAGCAGUUGGCAGACUACGAGAUUCGUACGUGCUUUGUACCACUGCGCGAAUUCGUGCAAGCCCAGGUCUUGUCUGCGCGCGUGUAUGACAGAUUGAAAGACGACGUGCGCCAAAGGACGCUCCAAAUCGGCGUCAUUUCCUUGAACGGGACCGCGGGGUACACCACGGCGUCGAAAUUGAAGCAGGCGGUGUACCGUGUGCAAUUCGAAAAAUGCAGUGCGCUGGUGAUUGAUUUGACGUAUGCAGUGCGCAUUGAUUUUGCCGCGGCGGCUGCGAUUGCAGCAGAGCGUGCAAAUGCCGCGGAGGGUGUGCACCAUCCGCCUGCAUUUUUGCUGGGGGUCCCUCGUGGUUCGAAUCGGUACGGCGUGCUUGUGCGUGCAGGUGCACUUCCGCGCGAUCCAAAUGCACUGGACCCACUCGAAGCUCAUGCGAUGCUCCAUCACGGACUAUGGCCGAUCAACGAAUUUUCCGAGGUAAUUGGGUGGAUUUCCGGUCAGGCGUCGGUGAGCCAUGCACGACUUCCGCGCUGGGCUCGCGUCAACACAGGGCUCAGACCUGCGAGCAGCUCGCGACGCCCAUCGGUCGACAUUCCAAUGGAAUGUUUUGGCACCAAUACUCCCGGCACAGCAGCCAUUGAUCCGACGCUUCCCACCGUGGUGAAAUGGCGCGCAUGUAUGGACCAAUUGUGCUGUGCGCCCAUGGUGUCAACGCAGGACGACCAGUCUUUUGUCUCUUCUGAAAAGACGCUAUUAAGCGAGGAUGACUUGGGAAAUAGUAGUGCAUCUCUGCUUGGAGAAAAAACACUGCAUCCUGUAUGGCGUGAUUCUUUUGCGCCCGUGCUAGAAGAAUACGGCAAGAUUUCCUUCCAUGCGCCGAAUACGCUGCUUUCUAGUGUAAGCGACCCACACCCAGACAUUCGUAUUGUCGUGACUGGAUCCUUGGAACUGCGGUUUGUGUCGAUUAUGGAGCCUGCUACAAGCAGCUUGAACGUGUCCAAUCCGUCGGGCAUUGUCGAUCGGACCCCGUCCGACUGGCUUCAUUCCGCAUAUGAGCGCUCCAAGAAACCGCGCAUGCGGCGGCGUGGGCUGCGAACAGCGUCGCCUAUUGCGACACCGAGUCAGCCCUCUGUCACCAUAUCCGAGCAAUUCAGUCAAGGCGACGUUGUGGGCCUCUCAGAGCUUAACUUUGCAGAGUCUCCGCACGGCGAGCUUGUGAGUGCAGGGCAGUUGGAUGCGACUACCAUCACUAUUGAUUUUUCUGCACAGGAUGUGCGCACAGUUUCCUCGUUGGCGCUGGCGCUUAACGCGUACCACUCGCACAAUCAAUUCCGCAACGUGCGCAUACAGGACUUAUAUCGCCGUGCCCUCAAUCAAGGCGAACAGCAUGUAUGGUAA
Malassezia vespertilionis is the source of this 2916-nucleotide messenger RNA. RefSeq lists its product as uncharacterized. The record is from RefSeq and is a predicted model, not a curated record. Gene Ontology annotation, cellular component: membrane. The coding region runs from base 1 to 2916 and encodes 971 amino acids. NCBI's taxonomy places the organism in Eukaryota, Fungi, Basidiomycota, Malasseziomycetes, Malasseziales, Malasseziaceae. The transcript has a single exon.